Messenger RNA from Sphaerodactylus townsendi, 1596 nucleotides. RefSeq names its product proline-serine-threonine phosphatase interacting protein 2 (gene PSTPIP2). Bases 56 to 1102 code for a protein of 348 amino acids. The record is from RefSeq and is a predicted model, not a curated record. Gene Ontology annotation, cellular component: plasma membrane; actin filament; cytoplasm. Lineage: Eukaryota; Metazoa; Chordata; Lepidosauria; Squamata; Sphaerodactylidae. Gene Ontology annotation, biological process: actin filament polymerization. The transcript has 15 exons. Gene Ontology annotation, molecular function: actin filament binding.
UUGUGUUCAACACAAAUAUCACAAGCUGCAGCUCAGCAGGGGGAACCCAGGAGAGAUGGAAGCAGUAUGGAACACCUUUUCGUCGGUGGAAACAUUUUUCAGAGAAACACCUUGCCCGAUGCAGAACACGGACUUGAUCAGCACUUCCGGCUAUGACUGCAUCGUGCAGCGCACGAACGAAGGCAGGAAGAGCUGCAAGGAAUUUGAAGACUUCUUGAAGGACAGAGCUGCCAUAGAAGAAAGAUAUGGAAAAGACCUUGUCAGUUUGUCAAAGAAGAAACCCUGUGGCCAGACAGAGCUGAACACUCUGAAAAGAGCCCUGGACAAUUUUAAGAUGCAGGUGGAAAAUAUAGGCCAGAGUCACAUCCAGCUGGCCCAAACACUCCGAGAAGAAGCGAAGAAAAUUGAAGACUUCCGGGAGAAGCAAAAAUUCCACCGUAAAAAGGUUGAGCUGAUAAUGGACGCUAUUCAUAAAACCCGGAAUUUGCAGUUCAAAAAAACCCUAGAAGCCAAGAGACUCUACGAACAGCGGUGCCGGGACAAGGAUGAGGCGGAGCAAGCGGUCCACCGCAACGCCAACCUGGUCACCCAGAAACAACAGGAAAAGCUCUUUGUCAAGUUGGCUCAGACAAAGACAGCCCUGGAGGAUUCAGACAGGGUGUAUCAGAUGAACGUUGCGGCUGUGGAGAAGAUCAGGGAAGAAUGGCAGAACGAGCACAUCAAGGCCUGCGAGUUCUUCGAGAGCCAGGAGUGUGAACGGAUAACCUAUUUCCGGAACGCCCUCUGGCUUCACGUCAACCAGCUCUCUCAGCAGUGUGUCAAGAACGAUGAAUGCUACGAGGAAGUCCGGAAGAGCCUAGAAAUGUGCAGCAUCGAAAAAGACAUUCAGUGCUUCGUAAACAUUCACAAAACAGGAACCUUCCCGCCAACUCCCGUGACCUAUGAGAAUUAUUACAACACCCAGAAGAAUUCAGGCUCUGGAAGAAAUCAAGCCCCGGCAUCAGGAAUGGGGAGGAGGCCACAGUUACCAGUACCAUCCAGCGGGUCAGGAGACCCUGAAUACUCUACGGUGGAUGGAUACAGUUUAAUACAACAUCACUAGCAUGGAAAGAAUCUGAAGCCUUUUUGUCUAACUGUACCUCCGUGAGGGAAGAAAAAAAAAGCAAAGAGUGAUCCAGAUGAUGUUAUCGAAACCUGAGGUUUCCUCCCCAAAAAGUGACUUCUCUUCGGCUGGACUUAUUCUCCGUCUCACAACCAUAACGAGGCGCUUUCCACACAAGGAAGAAGAUACACAGAAGAGUGAUUUUUAAAAGAACUACCACAAAAUGCCACCAGAAACUAUGAAUUUUAAUUUUUUUAAAAAGCAAAGUUCUGCAGGGGGGGAGUCUCUUUGUGCAAUUGUCAGUGUACGGCCUCUGGAAUGCCAAAUCUGGAUGGGGAAGUUCCAGGCUCAAAUCCAUACCUGGCUGUGGACCUGAGUAAACGGCCUCCAGAGAAUUCCUAUGUCUAGCUUACCUCACAGGUCGCUGUGAGCAGUGGUGGGAUCCAAAAAAUUUAGUAACAGGUUCCCAUGGUGGUGGGAUCCAAACUGUGGCG